GCGUUCUUUUAAGUGGGGAUGAUAUUUGAGAUGCACUUGGGAUAUCGGACUUUUCUUUGGGUGUACUUUUGGUGUAGAAGCUGCUUCCGUUCCCGACAGAGCAAGAAACACCAAUUGGCCGCAGCGGGAAAGUAUAAGAUUCGGAACCUGGGUGACCACGAUGGAAAAUGUGGAUAUAUUCAUGUAAGGAAGCAGGAACAGCAAUUUUAGGAGCUUUGGAAAAAUGCCAUCGUCCAUCAACAGCUCAUCUCUGUUGAACAUUAUAACAAUGGCAGUAGAAGAGACACUGGAGUACAUCCAAGAAUUUCCAACCCACUAUAAGGUGAUAAUGGAUCGGUUGAAUGAACAGCGGCAACAAGAUCAGUUCACAGACAUCACGUUGAUUGUUGAUGGUGACCAGUUUAAAGCUCACAAGGCUGUCCUUGCUGCUUGUAGCCAGUUUUUCUACAAAUUCUUUCAGGAUUUUACUCAGGAACCCUUGGUGGAAAUAGAAGGAGCAAGGACGACUGUUCAACAGAUUCUCCAGAAAAGACACAAGGGAACCCUAAGGUAAAAAAGAGAAAAAUAGCAGAAACCUCAAAUGUUAUCACAGAAACACUGCCUUCUAUGGAGGGUGAAUCAGUUGAAAUUGAAGUAGAAAUUGCUGAUGGAACAGUUGAGGUAGAGGAAGAUGGCCUUGAAACAUUAGAAGAAGUUACAUCUACAGAGCAGUUGGUGACAGAGUUUCAAGGGACAGAUACAUCUGAUGACUCUGCCCUUGCACUACUGGCAGACAUAACCAGUAAGUACCAGCAAGAUGAUCGGAAACCUCAGAUGGUAGAGGAGGAGGAAGAAAGUACAACUGAUUCUACAGUUAAUUCAGAGUCCACAAACAAACAGGUAGAAGGCAUUGAAAUUGUGGAGGUACAACUGUCACAUAUUGACAACCUUUUCCGUUGUGAAAAAUGUAACCGUUCAUUUAAACUGUUUUACCAUUUUAAGGAACACUUAAAGUUACACUCCAGUGAAAGUUUCAAAUGCCAGAUCUGUAAUAAGCGGUACACCCGAGAGAGUGCAUGGCGACAGCACCUGAGUGUUUACCAUCUUGAAGAGGGUGGCUCAGCUAAAAAACCACGACCUGGGAAGAAAAUACAUGUAUGCCAGUAUUGCGAUAAACAGUUUGACCAUUUUGGCCAUUUUAAAGAACAUCUUCGGAAACACACAGGUGAAAAACCAUUUGAGUGUCCUAACUGCCAUGAACGUUUUGCCAGAAAUAGCACACUUAAAUGUCAUCUGACAGCCUGCCAAUCUGGUGUUGGUGCAAAAAAGGGAAGAAAAAAGCUUUAUGAAUGCCAGGUUUGCAAUAGUGUGUUCAAUAGCUGGGACCAGUUUAAAGACCAUCUUGUAAUACAUACAGGAGAAAAACCGAAUCACUGCACUGUAUGCGAUGUAUGGUUUAUGCAAAGCAAUGAACUGCGGAAACAUCUCAAGGAAAUACAUGAUAUUACGGAGCGAAUAGUGACAGAGGUUGUUCUACCAGUAGAAGCAAUUGAAACAGAAUCAACAACUAUCAUUGAACAAGUUGAGCAGGUACAUGUGCUACCAAUAGAUCAGGUCCAUGUUGAACAAGUAAUUCAGGUCCACAUGGACUCUGCAGAACUGAGUGAAGAAGAAGUUCAGUCAGACUUACCAGAUGACAGUGAUGUAAAAAGUACAGAGGUAAUGGAAAUCCAUACAGGGCAUAUGCAGGUAGACCAUUUAGAAGUGGAACAGCUUCAUAUUGAGCAAGUAGAUCAUGCAGAAGUUGCCCAAGUGGAUGAAGUUCAAAUGGAAGAGCUUCAUGUUGAACAUGUGAAUCAAAUACAGCUGGAAGAUGUGCAGACUGAUAUAGUAGAUCAAGUCGAAGUAAUAGAAACUGAACAUGUUGAGCAGUUAGAAAUGGAAGAGAUCAAGGAGGAUGGCAUGGAACAGGUAGAAGUGCAUAAAAUAGAACCACAUGAGCAAGUAGCAGUGUAAUUCUUUUCAGAAACUGCAAACUUGUCACCUCAUGACCAAACGGGGCCAAAGCUUCAAUAUUUCUGUUAAAGAAUUUUUCAGAAGACAUGCUUGUGGUUUAGGGUUGGUACGAUGUACUCCAUAAUGGAUCCAUGACCUUGCAGUACUAAAAUUUGUUAAAAUGGAACUUGUUUUGUAGCAUACAACCCAUUCAAAGUGACAUAAUGCUUUGUAAAGAUUUCAUCUUUUUUUUAUGUAUUUAUGUUCUAGUUCUGAUAUUUCUGCGGAGGUUUACAACAGCUUCUGUAGGUAGUGAAAUCAUCUUUAUAUAUACAAGUGUUUUCAUAAUUUCCAGUAUCAGCUGCAUAGCACAGUGCUCUAGUAAGAAGCUGUGGUCUACUUCACUGUCCAAUGGAGGUCUACUGGAAAGCAGUGGAAGUGCAUGGCUUUCAGAAAGAAGUCCUUCCACAGAUCAUGUUCCCAGUAGUCUUGUUCUAUUUUAUUAUUCAUUGAAAUAUAAAAGUGCAAGUAUCAUUUAAUUGUAGUGACUGCUUUCUCAAUCCUCUGAAAAGAAAACUAAAUUGUUUUUUGUUAAAGGAGUAUGCUAAUUUUUUACCCAGUGUUUGGCAGAUGUAGUGCUCAACAGUUAAAUUUAGCUGUACUGAAGCAGUCUGGGGCCUGUUUUAUUGUAUUGGUAAGACCACUUAUGUUUCAAAAUGGGGAAAGCUAGAACAUACUGUUGUAAAUAAAUUAUUGUAAUUGGAUUGGGUGCUAGUUUCUGUCCAUUGAGUUUAAAGAAGCUGUCUUGUUACUUGAAGCUUUCUGCUGUUUAGCACAGUCACAGUAUCUGUGAUCAUAUGCAAGUGAGUUAAUUACUAGCACAUGUGGAAAGAUUUCUAGUCAGCAGUUAAUUUAUUUGCUCCUCUUGACAGCCUUCAGUGAUGUGACACUAAAAUAUUUCAUGAACCCACAGAGAUGAGACUUUAGUUGAAACAAAAUACUCUUAUGAUGCAUUUCCAUUAGAUACUCAGUGGAAGGGAACGGACCACAUUUAUUUGCUCCUCUUCCAAUUGAAGUGCUAUCCUAAUUUAAUGUGUUUUUCUGUGCAUACAUGUAAAUUACAUGGAAGCUGUUGAGCACUUUCUCUCUAUCCAGAUGUUUGGACUUUGUGCCCCACUGCUGUGGACAUGCAUUUGCCUUGAUACCAUCCUCUGUGUAACAAAAGAUAAUCAUGGAAGUCCGUUCAUAUUUCAGAUGCUUUCUUUUAGUUUUCUUGAUGCACUGCAUGUUUGCCUAGCCACAAGAGUGUCCUGGUGUCAGGAGCUGAAAUAAGUAGUGAGAAUUUCUGUAAAAUCCUACCUGAUAAAAAGUGCUCUUGUUCAUAUUUGUUUCUUUCAGUCCUGCUAUAUUUACAAGUGCUGCAUUCCUUUAUAUUAAGGAUAUGAAAUAGUAUAACCAAGUAAAAGUAAAAUGGCAAAAAAAGAAAAGUAUAAUUCAUGUACCCAACAACAGAUUAGGGUAAUCCUAAUGUUUGGCAGUGAUUCAUUCUGCAUGUCAAAUUUGUUCUGAAAAAGUGUUUAACAUCUUUAUUUGUAUUCCAUUACAUGGUUUCAGAUGUAACAUUUUCUGGCAAGUACUUUUCCAGCUGUUCAUGUUAAAAGUUUGUUUUAUAGCAUAUUGACAUCGACUUUCAUACCAGGAACCUGUGAGAUAAUUUGUCUCAUCACUUGGAAGUUAGGCUAUAUUUGAGGAAUAGAGUUAGUCCUUUGCUGUAUUCUAGCAGCAACAAAGACCUUCAAGAAUGAAUAGUUUUGUAUAACUUGUGUACACUAAACUUAAGUGUACACUAUUACCUUAAAACAAUUUAAAGCCAUAGGUCACAAAUAAAAGCACUAAAAUGUGGGUUUAAAAUGAGACUUUAAAUAGUGGUAUUUAUAUCCGUAUCACUGAAAUAAAACUCGCUUAGAAGCAGUA
This is a messenger RNA of Protopterus annectens (West African lungfish), 3948 nucleotides long. It is a transcript of the gene ZBTB35, whose product is annotated as zinc finger protein 131. Gene Ontology annotation, biological process: regulation of transcription by RNA polymerase II. Gene Ontology annotation, molecular function: RNA polymerase II cis-regulatory region sequence-specific DNA binding; protein binding; DNA-binding transcription factor activity, RNA polymerase II-specific. Gene Ontology annotation, cellular component: nucleus. Lineage: Eukaryota; Metazoa; Chordata; Ceratodontiformes; Protopteridae. The record is from RefSeq and is a predicted model, not a curated record.